AUGGAUGUAGAAUACAAACUUCAUGCUGCUAAGCAACACCGAUUUUUAUUUUUGAAAUCACAAGGUUUUAAUAAACCUAUAACUCAUCUUAAAUACAAAAAGAAAAAAGAUUUUGCUUAUACCGAUGAUUACAAAUACAAAAUUCCGAUCACGUCCUUUUUAAGAACAAACCCCGUUAGCGAUGCAAUUUGUGAAACACCUUCCACUUCUUCGACUAUCAAAACUCAAACUAACGAUCAAUCUACACCAACAGACACUCCACUAGUCUUUACUGGCAAAGCUACAGAUUAUUAUACCUCCGAUGGAGAGUACGCUCAGCGAAAUCUCGACAACGUUUUAAUCGACGACAAAGGACUAAAGAACCACGCUUCUUUUUAUUUGAUAAAAAUCCUGCGCCUACUGAGAAUAACAAGUAUUAUUAUACCCCCUAAAAUUACAACGGAUACUUACGAGCUUUUAUACCUGUUGAUGGUAAGGUUUACUCUACUGAUCGUAACAACAACCGGACUCUUCUAGAUAAAGGAAGCAAAGAAUGGUACGCCGAGUUAACUAGAAGAGAAUCCUCUAAUAUUAACAAAGUUCAACAAACAAACUCACUCGGCACCUCUGUUAAGAAACUAGAUCAAGAACGCAUCAAUGUAUCACGUGACUCCAACGAACAUCAUGUUUACCUUUUAACUUCAUAUUUUACAAAACGAAAAAAAGCAACAACCGACUCUGACAAAUUAAAAGAGCUUAACUCACAAUAUGAAGAGUUUCAAUUAGCACAUCCCAUUCUAU
This is a messenger RNA of Rhizophagus irregularis DAOM 181602=DAOM 197198, 780 nucleotides long. The record is from RefSeq and is a predicted model, not a curated record. NCBI's taxonomy places the organism in Eukaryota, Fungi, Glomeromycota, Glomeromycetes, Glomerales, Glomeraceae.